Biomphalaria glabrata is the source of this 2680-nucleotide messenger RNA. RefSeq names its product carbonic anhydrase 1-like. Gene Ontology annotation, molecular function: zinc ion binding; carbonate dehydratase activity. Gene Ontology annotation, cellular component: plasma membrane. The record is from RefSeq and is a predicted model, not a curated record. The transcript is spliced from 9 exons. Bases 237 to 1286 code for a protein of 349 amino acids. Lineage: Eukaryota; Metazoa; Mollusca; Gastropoda; Planorbidae.
AAGUCAUAAACUGGUUAAGGGUGGAUCUAGCGUCACUUACUUCCAACUUUAGACCCCUCAAACAAUUUAUCUACAGAUUUAAACAUUGAAAUAUCUAUAUUAUUUUUUUUUAACUCGAGUCACCAGAAAAUUGUAAUGAGAAGCAAGUAUUAAACUCCCAGAGGACCUGAAAGUUAUCACUGAGUUUAAUAGAGAUAGAAUUCUCAUAUAUUUCAAUUCUGAUUGUAAGUUAAACCAUGAUCGUGAUGGAAUUAUCAUUGCAACGCUUUUACAUCACUUCUGUGUUGAUCCUUCUCUCAAGCAUGCUGACCGCGGUGAAUGCUUACGCAGUAGAUUAUUGGAACUACGAUAAUUCUGGUGGCUACGGGCCAGACAAGUGGUCUGAGUAUUAUUCUGAUUGUGCUGGGAUGAUGCAGUCCCCUAUUGACAUUAAUACUACAGACGUCCUGUACGAUCCUGAUUUGGCCUACUUUGAUUUCAGCGGUUACAACUUGACAAAUGGAGUCGAUUUGACAUUAGUCAACAAGGGAGGUCAUACAGCGGAGGUACUGUACACGGGCAAGGAAGUCUUGUUAAAGGGAGGUAAUCUGCCGGCUGAUUACAGACUUGUUCAGUUCCACUUCCACUGGGGCUCCACCAACACAACCGGCUCUGAGCACGCAAUGGACGGAAUGCAUGCCCCAAUGGAGCUUCAUCUGGUCCAUAUCCAAUCAAGAUUUUCGAAUGCAUCUGUGGCCCAAUUAAAACCUUUCGGACUUGCUGUUCUGGGUUUUCUAUUUGAGAUAUCACCAGAGAACAAUACCAAAUAUGAUGAACUUCUAUCACAGUUUUAUAAGAUCCAAACUGUUGUUAAUAACACACAAGACAAUGAGACCGAGAUUGGGACCUUCUCCCUGUACGAGCUGCUGCCAGAAAAUCUGGACAAAUUAGACUUUUACCGUUACUUUGGAAGCCUGACCACACCUCCAUGCUAUGAAUCAGUCAUCUGGUCUGUCGCCACGGAAAAGAUUCCAAUAUCUGAGUACCAGCUGAACAUUUUUAGAAGUCUGUAUGACGACCAACAUCAACACCUGAAAGAUGACUUCCGGCCAGUGCAAAACAUUGACAAGAGAACCGUCACCACCACCAAAGAGCCUGCAGUGACGGAGCCCAUGUCCAGCACUCAAGUCACAGUUUUCCAAUGCCCCACCACAGAGAAACCCGGCAACAGUGCCAGUUUCCUUGUUGGUCAAAAUCUAAAUGUUGUGUUGGUGCUACUGCUGACUAUUUUUAAAGUCUUGUCGUAAGCCUUGUGGGUUCUUAUAGAAUACAAAACAAUUGUUUAAUGGCUGGGGUUUUUCUACAUGUUUUUUAAGUUGGCAUGCAAAAAUGAAUCCUAAUUAUAGAUGAGAGUUAUCUACAUUAGCCCAUUAGUUCAAAACUUUAGUAGAUAGUUUUAAAGACAUUAAAACCACCUGACCGAAUUUACUUUUCAUAAUAAGAACUUAGAAAUACAAACAAUCUAGAAUCUAGAUGAAUGAAUUAAGAUUGGAUUUUUUGCUUAUCUUUGGAGCAUUUCUAAUUUUACGCAUGUGUGUGUGUGUGUGUAAGUGUGCCAGUGUGGAUGUUAACUUAAAAUCUACUAAAUGAUGCAAUGUUACUGUAAUGUCAGGGUGUUCUUGUACAUAUGUAUUAAACAUUACCAUAUUUUAAUUUUCUUCUAUUAGAAAUAAACAAUUUGUAUAUAGGAAUAUUUUCUUUAGUAAACAUAUAUUCUGGUCUUUCAAAUGAUUACUUAUUUUUCAGUUUGAACAGAAAGUAUUUCUACGUAUAAUGUAAAAGUCCUAGAUUUGAUAGUUUAUGUUUAUAUUAUUAUGUUGUAAUAUGUUCUGUUACUAAUUAGUGACUUCAAAUCAAAGAAGAAAGUAUUGAUAAAAUGCUCGUGAAGAUCUUUCUUCCUAAAUUGAAGAUGAGCACUGUGUCAUGCUCAAACCUACUUGGAAGGCUGUGGUUCAAUUCAACCUUCGCCUUAACAAGCCGUUACCUGGUCAAGUGAAGUAUGGGUCUGAUUCAUCUUGGUUUGCAUCUAAAGUAAAAUACAACCAAAAAACAAAACUAUUUAGCUUUAUAUUUUCCCAUUUCAAUAUACUUUUUCAUUAUAUAUUUAUUCAGCUCCUAACAAUAUUCUGAUGUACAUAAAUGUAAACGAUUUGUAACACUGUAUAUACAUUUACAAAGUGUUAAUUUCGAUGCGUUUACAAAAUAGUCAAGCAGAGAUUGUGAUAUUUAAAAACAAAUGUAAUGUAACAUUCUUAUUUUAUAUAUUUAGAUGUGUUAUAUACAAUAUACAUAAUAUACAAAGAUAAUUAGCUAAAAUAGAAAAGCACCACUUUCAGACCUUGUGAUCUAUAGGGCAGAUGACAUAAAGGUCAUUUGUUUCCAUGGACAACGGUUAAUGAGGGUGUCAUGUGGCCUGCACUAUCAAUAUAUAUACAAAUAUGUGUGUUAUUUUUGUUUUGGGGUCUGAACUGAUGUGCAUCUGAUAACCAGUUUUAGAACUUUCCUGUUUCUGCUUUGUAUUUUUUUUUUUUUUUGAUACAAAAAUCUCACUAUUUAUAGGUUGGAUGGAUUUUAACAACAUUCUUCAAUGUUUGACUUAGUGUAAUUGAUAAUUUUAAAAUAAACAUUAAUGGAUUGCCUA